AUGAAGAUCCCCUAUAACAGAGUCCACGUACAGGGGCAGAUUCUCUUCGCUGCCCGCGGAGGCGCAAUACACACCUUCAGUCUCACAGACGGCAGCCACAUCUCAUCAUGGAAGCACCCCGACGUCGACAAGGUCGCGCAGUCGAUCCAGGCCAUCAACGAGGCCAAAGCUGAAGCUGCUCUUGCGGCGGCUGAGGCCGAUACACCGGCAACUGAAAGCGAGGGCCCGCCAGCCAAGCGGCAAAAGUUGGAGGGCGACAGUGAGAACCCUUCAGUGAGCGCUCAGGCUGAAGCCGAAGCAUCAACUCCCGCGACGCCCCAGAGUGGUGACAAGCCCCAGGCUGGCCAUGUCGACGGCAGGGGAAAGAAGGGCAAGGGAAAGGGCAAAGAGGUUGUUGACAGUGGCAAAUCCCGCUUCGCACGUGUGCCUGACCGGCCGGUCGUCACUCAUCUGACGAGUACUCCGGACGGCAAGCAUCUGGUGGCCAUCACCGGGCACGACAAGGUCAUCUGGGUGUUUGAGCACGACGGAAACGGCCAACUGAAGCAGCUCAGCAAAAGGACAAUGCCGAAGCGACCAAGCGCAGUCGCAAUCGGCCCAGACAACCAAAUCAUCAGCGGCGACAAGUUCGGCGACGUCUACGCCAUCCCCCUCAUCAUCCCAGAAGACGGCUCAAAGUCCGCAGCAUCGCUCUCAUCUCUCCCCCUGCCCUCCAAGAAGGCCUUCAAGCCCACUGCCACCCCCCUCACCGUCCACUCCAAAGGCAACCGCCUCGCCCUCCUCAACCAGAUCAAGCAGGCCGAGCUCGCCGCCGAAGCCCAGGCCGCCAACUCUGCAGGUCCCGAUUUCGAGCUCAACCUGCUGCUGGGACACGUCUCCAUGCUGACCGCCCUCGUCCUCGGCGAGCAGCAGGGCCGCAGGUAUAUCCUCACAGCCGACAGAGAUGAGCAUAUCCGCGUAUCCCGCUACAUUCCCCACGCGCACAUCAUUGAGAACUUUUGCUUCGGCCACAAGGAGUUUGUCAGUGAGAUGGCCAUUCCCCCGUCCAAGCCAGACGUCCUCAUCUCCGGAGGAGGCGACGAGGACAUCUUCGUCUGGGACUGGGUCUCCGGAAAGCAACUCUACAAAUCAAGCAUCCUGUCUCUCGCCCGAGAAAUUGCUCCUGAGACCGCAACCGUUGCCGUCUCAGGCCUAUACACUCUGCUCUACCCCUCUGCAGACGGACCUCUCACAUACAUCCUAGCCAUCUGCGAAGACAUCAAAGCAAUCUUCUCCUGGAAACUCAACGACUCCAACGAGCUCCACUGCCCCGGCAUCAUCCAGCUCCCCGGCAAACCCCUCUCCCUCGCAAUCUCUCCCAGCACCAACGUCGACGACCACAGCAACGCCGCUCCCCCAACCGUCAUUGCCGCCAUCGAUCCCGACGCGGACACCAAGGCGCAGAGCCUCCAUGCGUUCCGCCUGACCAUGAACAACGGCAGGCUCGCCGUGGACGUCGAGUCCUCGUUCAAGGACAAGGAGGUGGAGGCCAAUGAGCCGGAGCUCACUGAAGAGGACGUCCGGGGGCUCUUGUACACUGUCGAAAGCCUACGCAAGGUGGUCACGGGUCCGGAUGAUGAGGCGGGCUCGGAAGCACCGCAUGGAAAUGCGGAGAGCGAUGUAGCGGCAGAUAAUACCGGUGAGGGCGAGGAGUAG
Trichoderma reesei QM6a is the source of this 1695-nucleotide messenger RNA. RefSeq lists its product as uncharacterized. Gene Ontology annotation, biological process: RNA (guanine-N7)-methylation. Gene Ontology annotation, cellular component: tRNA methyltransferase complex; cytosol; nucleus. The record is from RefSeq and is a predicted model, not a curated record. NCBI's taxonomy places the organism in Eukaryota, Fungi, Ascomycota, Sordariomycetes, Hypocreales, Hypocreaceae. Gene Ontology annotation, molecular function: protein binding; tRNA (guanine(46)-N7)-methyltransferase activity. The coding region runs from base 1 to 1695 and encodes 564 amino acids. The transcript has 3 exons.